Molecule: messenger RNA, 2262 nt
Organism: Cordyceps fumosorosea ARSEF 2679
Lineage: Eukaryota; Fungi; Ascomycota; Sordariomycetes; Hypocreales; Cordycipitaceae
Product: Chloride channel, core
Exons: 2
Coding region: 1-2262 (753 amino acids)
Biological process (GO): transmembrane transport; chloride transport
Cellular component (GO): Golgi apparatus; early endosome; membrane
Molecular function (GO): voltage-gated chloride channel activity
Source: RefSeq, a predicted model, not a curated record
AUGGCUCCGGCAAGCGUGUCGGAGACGGCCCCUCUCCUGGCUGCCGAGAACCAGUUUCGGGCACGCAACCAGCGCCGCUCAACUUCCACAGAGCCCGCUCUCGCCCCGUACACCGGCUACGGCACCGCCGACUGGCUCCGCGCGCUCGUCCAGAGCAGCCACGCCGAGACCGGCGCCGCGUCCCGCUGGUGGACCCCGGCAGCUCAAGGUUGGCUCGCCGCGUGCCUCGUCGGCGGCCUCACGGCCCUCGUCGCCUUCAUCGUCGACGUCGGCGUCGAGACGCUGUCCGACUGGAAGACGGGUCGCUGCACCGCCACGGGCGGCUUCUGGCUGAGCAGGCGCGCGUGUUGCGUGCUCGACGAUGACGACGACGGCGGCGGCGGCGGCGGCGGCGGCGGCGGUGCGUGUCGGCACUGGCGGCCGUGGGCGGACAGCUUCUCCGGCGCGUACCUGAUCUACGUCGCGACGGCCGUGGCCUUUGGCGUCGUGGCGUCGGCGCUGUCCAUGACGACCCGGCACGAGCUGGUGGUGGACGCGCCGGACGCGGAGCAAGGCGACCGGAUCGCACCGGAGGAGCAGAAGCGCACCGUGGUGGUCAAGACCAUGUACAUGGCGACGGGUAGCGGCAUCCCUGAGAUCAAAUCGGUGCUCUCGGGCUUCGACAUCCCUCACCUGCUAAGCCUCAAAGUCAUGGUCGUCAAGUCGGUCGGCGCCAUCUUCGCCGUCGCCACGGCCAUGUGCCUCGGCAAGGAAGGUCCCUUUGUGCACAUCUCGGCCUGCAUCGGGCACCUGGUCUCGCGCUGGCUGCCUGCCCCGGACCGCGGCGGCGCUGAGAACGCGAUGCGCGCGCGCGAGGCCCUCAGCGUCGCCUGCUCCGCCGGCCUCUCCGUCGCCUUCGGCGCGCCCAUCGGCGGCGUCCUCUUCAGCUACGAGGAGAUCAGUACCUACUUCCCGCGGCGCGUACUGUGGCGCGCCUUUUUGUGCUCACUGGUCGCCGCGGCCGCGCUGCGCGAGCUCAACCCCGCCGGCACGGGCAAGCUGGUGCUCUUCGAGACCAGCUACGGCGUCAACUACGACGCCGCGCACUACGCCGUCUUCGCGCUGCUGGGUGUCUGCGGCGGCGUCUUUGGCGGCGUCUUCUGCGCGGCCAACGCGCUCUGGUCGCGCACGUUUCGCCAGCUGCCGCUGAUCCGGCGCAGCAGCCCGGUGCUCGAGGUCGGCCUCGUCGCGCUGGCCACGGCGCUGCUGCAGUACCCGAACCCGCUGAUCCGCGAGACGGGCGACAAGGUCAUGGAGCGGUUGCUCGUGGACUGCAACAGCGUGGAGGAGGACUGGAUCUGCGCCGCUGAGGCGCGCACGCACGGCAGGGGAAUAUACUACGCCUGGCUGGUGUCGGGAACGCUCGUCAAGCUGGUUCUAACGAUCAUCACGUUCGGCUGCAAGGUUCCGUCGGGCGUCAUCAUCCCCGCUCUCGACGCGGGCGCCUUAUUCGGGCGCAUGGUCGGGCAGCUCGUGCCGUCGUCGUCGCCGGGCGUCUUCGCCAUGGUCGGGUCGGCCGCGUUCCUCGCGGGCGUGUGCCGCAUGACGGUCAGCCUGGCCGUCAUCAUGUUCGAGCUGACGGGCGAGGUCGGCUACGUCCCGCCGUUCAUGGUGGCCAUCCUCACGGCCAAAUGGGUCGCCGACGUCAUCAGCCCCGACGGCGUCUACGACGUCGCGCAGAGCCUCGUCGGCCACCCAUGCCUGGACGCGGAGCGCGCCCUAGAGACGCUGCGGCGGCGCACCCGCACGCACCCGCCGCUGCUGGUCGAGGCGCUGCUGACCACGCCGCCGGACGGGGAGGGAGACGACGCGCUGACGCUGCGGGUCACGCCGGAGCGCCAGGCGAGCGCGUCGCACCUACGCGGCAAGCUGGCGCAGGCUGCUGCCCGGAACGUACUGGAGCCGGGGUUCGCCAUGGUCAACGACAGGGGCACCUGUUGCGGCCACGUCUGGGGAGGCGACCUGCGCACCAUCGUGGCCGCCGCCGACAAGGACGCGACGGCGGAGCGGGGCGGUGUCGUAGACCUCUCUGCGGGGGAGCUUUCCGAGCUGGUCGACGGGAGCCCGGUGUGCGUGUCGGCCAAGGCGCCCAUCGAGCACGCCGUGGAGAUGUUUGGCAAGCUAGGAGUGGCCUACGUCGCGGUCGUGGCAGACGGUUCUUCGCAGUUUGUCGGCAUGGUGACGAGGAAAGACUUGCUGCGGUUCCUGGACUCGCUGGAGUAG